GGCAGCUCAACUUACUCGCUCGACUCCCUCCCUCCAUCCUCCAUCGAAGCUUGACGACCGUGGACCACCCGGUGGCUGGGCAAAGAAGUGUGGAAGCUGGAAGUUGGAAGCAGUUACAUAUUACUACCGUAUACUACCGUGAACUAUUAUGAUACCGGUAUGUAGGAUCUACACCACCUUACUCGGUCCUGGAUUCCUGGGUAUUUAUGCACAUACCUGUCUGCUACCUAUUCUGGCCGCUGGCGCGAGGCGGAAAUGCGGAUGCUCUUCAUACGGCACAUACGGUACUCAAGGUAGAUACAUGGUACUCAAGACAGUCAUCCGGCCUGAGAUUGUAGUGAGUAUGUACGGUGGAGUGCUCCACCUCGCGCAGUCGCGGUGUCUGCUGACCGUCUCUCUGCAGAACCAGCCAUCCAGCCAGCCGUCCAGUCCAUGGCCAAAGCUGCGAGCUCCACAGCCGCAUCACAGCGACUCGCUCAGAUAUAGUUCACCUCCACACAGGGUACAACGCCAGCCGGCAAUUUCCGUUUGGAAGAUAGAGACCGGCAAGCUACCAACCAAAGCACGGUGUUGGGCAGAGCACUCAGCAGUGUUCAGCGGUGUUCACCCCUCACUCCUCGCGAGUCGCGCACCGAGGAAGCAAGAAUCCUGUUGUCUCCCAUGUAGAGUAGCCACCUUGGCAUGUAUGUACACAGAGCAUGCAAGCCGUCAGAAGUACCGUCGUGUGAGCGUGUGAUUGGAUCUUAGCAUCUCCGAUCGGCGAAGCGGCGAGCGGCACGCGCUGCGAUGGAUGGAUCAAAUGUUGCUUCUUGCUGCUUCGGCAUUCGGCGAGACCUCCCGCACAGGGUAUCGAUCCGCGGUCCGCGUCCGACCGAAAAAGGAAAUAAAGAAAAAGGAAAC
Tricharina praecox is the source of this 900-nucleotide messenger RNA. RefSeq lists its product as uncharacterized. The transcript is spliced from 3 exons. Bases 149 to 736 code for a protein of 195 amino acids. The record is from RefSeq and is a predicted model, not a curated record. NCBI's taxonomy places the organism in Eukaryota, Fungi, Ascomycota, Pezizomycetes, Pezizales, Pyronemataceae.